Malurus melanocephalus (red-backed fairy wren) is the source of this 3379-nucleotide messenger RNA. RefSeq lists its product as uncharacterized. The transcript is spliced from 6 exons. The coding region runs from base 66 to 1058 and encodes 330 amino acids. Lineage: Eukaryota; Metazoa; Chordata; Aves; Passeriformes; Maluridae. The record is from RefSeq and is a predicted model, not a curated record.
ACUAUAUUCACUGAGCUCUGUAGCCAGACCGUCUCUUCAGCAUAUGAUGCAAGGAGCUCUUUAAAAUGGAUUUCGUCUCUCCUUUUACUCUGCUCUGCUUGCUGGUGAUAAUAACUGUUACUCAAGGCUCUGCCAUCCGGACUGGUGUGCUCAGCGGCGGCUCAGCUGUCUUUUCUUUGGGAAUCCAAAACCUGCAGGACUUCUCCAGCAUGAGCAAGGAGGAUAAGAAAUGCUUCACAACUGUCUUAAAUGACACUUUGUUGGCCAAAUGUGGCACUUCUGCCAGUAGAUGCCUKAACUUGGAGAACGGCUCCCUGGUGCUGAGGAGUGUGGAGAAAGGCGACGAGGGAAAAUACGGAUUUGUUUUUCAGAACACCACCAAAAAUUUUACRCUGCAAGUAUUUGAGCCGACCAUUGGGAUCCAGUGCUUCCCUGAUGGAACUGCAGAGCUGUCCUGCAACGUGAGCAGCGACGAGGUCGUGGUGUUCCGGUGGCUGCUGAACGGCACCCACCUGAAAGCCGAGGGGGCUUGCAUUAAGGAUGCUGGGAAGAAAGUUCACCUGGACAAAACUGAGCCAGGGGAGUUUGUGUGUGAACUUUUGAAGGGGAACAGCAUCACGAGGACCAGGCCCAUUACACUCUCUUGCAGCUACGAUCUGCUGCAGUACCCRGGGUUCAUUUACAUCCUGGCAGGCUGUGCAGCGGGCGUCCUCAUCCUGCUGGUGGCUUUGCCUGCAGCCAUAUGUUGCUGCAUGAAGAGAAGACACAAGUUCAUCCCAGUGCCUUCAGAGGAGGAGAAGGAUGAUGGAUUAACAAUGUCAGUGGUGUCCAGCGAAGGCAUGAAGAGCCCCCCCAAUGGAGACCGCGUGGAGGCUCAAGCUGCCCAGACUGACCGUCCUCCGAAGCCUGAUGCUGCCCAGACUGCUCAAGGCGCUGAGCCCCAGCCAGAAGAAAACUUACCAGUGCAGAUGGAAGCUGAGGAAAUGCCUGAGGUCAUCGUUGAUGUGGAAAGCCAGGAGGAUGCCUCAGACUGUUUCCCAGAUCCAACUGAUGACUGACCUGAUGUGCUUGCUGCUCUGCCCUGAAGCCUGUGACACUUGUCCUUUGCAUCCCAUAGUCUCAUUGUGUGUAGGAAUUGGUUGGGAAAAUUUUAGCAGGGAAAAGAGAGGUGUCAGWCCUUCUAACCUCAUUUAAGCAGAAAAAAGAAAAUGUAAAGAAAAGCACACACACGUGGCUUCAAGGCCRCACUGUCGUGGGCUGACAGGUUCACCAACAAACAAACUGGGGCAGCUCUUUGAUGCUUUGCCUGAUAACAGAGCUGCAGCCAAACCAAGGAGCCCCAGGGGACAGCCUGGAAUGAGACAGGAGGUUCUUCCCUCUCCCUGCCCACCCCAUGCCUUGCCUUGUCUGUGUCAGCCAUGGGCAGGCACCACAGGCAGGCUGAGGUGGCCUGCCAGUCCCAGAAAUUUCCUGAGAAAGCCUUUUCUUGGGAGAUUUCAGGGCAUUUUUUCCCAGGCCCUGCCAAAGAAGCUCAAAGGAGCUCUCAGCUUGGUGUCUGUUGUGCCGGGUGCUCCUCUGAGCUCCAGACCCUGUGAUUUGGCCCUCCCCUCUUGCUGCCUGGAGCAGGAGCACUGGUGGGGGCUGCUGGGUGAUGCACAGCCAGGGUGAUGCUGGCUUUGCUCCCCCCUUGGUGCCCCAAAUGUCUGGGGGUACAGGUGACCUUUCACCAGAACCCUGAGCCCACCCAGCGCCAUCACUCGCUCGCUUGCCCAUGGCAGGAGGGGGCCUGGGGCUUGGGGGUGCGAUUUUGGCAAAAAUGUUGAUUUUAAUGCUGAUAUUUGUUUAUCAUUGCAAGCAUUUAGUACCUUUAGUGUAGUGGCUUAGCUACUGUGAGCUGAUGAAGCUGGCCAUCUGCCUGUGCACGUAGGCUUGUUCCACGCUGUGGUGUUUGCACAGACAGCAGCAAUUUAUAGAAUCUCUUAGGUAAGUCUUGCUGCUACGCAUGUCCUGUUCUGCUCAGGGGAGCUGUGCCUGUGGAGCAGCUGGGGCAGACCUAGGAGAGGGCAGGGAUUGAGUCCCAGGCAAAGGUGCCAGGGGCUGCAGGGCUGUCAGGCUGCAGGGAGUGCUGAAGGAUGUGCUGUAAGAGCAAGAUAUUUACUUGUAAGACAAUUUCAGUAGUCAGAGUGAGGAGUUAAAUUGAUUGCCUGUUGGUGUUAAAUCAGACUGCUGGGCUAGAAAGGCAUGGUGGAGUGAAAGGAGAGGUGGUACCGAGUGGGAUUAAAAGGGACAGGGAUGUGUGUGCUGCGUUCCUCUCUUGCCUUGUCAUUUUGCUUCUGGUUUAUAUUGUGCUGGCAUUGUGAAUCCCUUGGGAAUGGAUUUAAGAUGUGCCUGGUAAAUGUCACCCAAGCAGGGCUGUGAGCACCCCACCAGAAUCCAAACCAAACUGGAGGCUUCCCUCCCGGGCAGGAUGGCUGCAUGCUCACCUGGGAAUGCUUCAUCCAUCUCUGUGUGCUUGCCAAGGCUCUGCAUCACUGACACCCAGCCAGAGGUGGUUGUUCUUGUUUCCUUGUCCUGUAACUCUCUUGAAGGGAUUUUUGGCUCUUAUGUACUGUGUUGGUGGUGGUUCAGCCUGUCUCCACUUUUCAAGGCUGCUGCAGGAAGCAAAUUUUCCACGGUAAGAGAGAGGUGAUAAUUCUUUUCCUUGYGGUGCUGUUCUAACUCCUCUCAGUAUAAACAUUCCUCAAAGGCUGUGAGUUGAGUGACAAAAAAGUGACACAGAGURCUUGGGGUGGCAGCACAGAAGCGAUGCUGGGUGAACUGUGUCACYGGGCCAGGGUCACCCAAAUGGGAGACACAGCUUUGCUUCACUUCUGCACUUUCUGGCAGGGGCAGGCAGGGGACAGUCGACUCCAGCACAUGCUCCAAAGGCUGAACCGUGCUCYGAGCUGCUCUGGAGAAGAUGGCAGCAUUUCAGUGUGAGGGUGAGAGAGCCCGGCCAGCCUUGUCUUGCUGCAUCCCAGCUCCAGYUUGUCCUGGUGCUGCCUUCCUGCUGCCAGCCCUGGGAGGGCUGGGCUGCCCAGCAGUGUGAACGCCACCACCACUGUAAUCCCUGGAAGAGKUUUUCCCUUUGAGAUGGGAGUCUGAGAUGUGAGAGGUCUUUGUGAGAGAGAUUGGACUACAGUUGGUUUUCUGUCCAUUACCACUGAAAGUGCCAUGCAGCAACAAAGCAAAAGUUUCAGUGACUGUGAGGGUGGCAGAGAAGUGAUGCAGUCUGUGCUCUUGCUUUUACUGUACAUGUUCACGCCCAGCUUUUGUUCUUUUCUGGUGUUUUUUUUUUUCCUUUCCCCUGMGAUGAUUUUGUUCCAAAUAAAAAGAUCUG